Messenger RNA from Ipomoea nil (Japanese morning glory), 3168 nucleotides. RefSeq names its product MND1-interacting protein 1-like. NCBI's taxonomy places the organism in Eukaryota, Viridiplantae, Streptophyta, Magnoliopsida, Solanales, Convolvulaceae. The record is from RefSeq and is a predicted model, not a curated record. Bases 848 to 2866 code for a protein of 672 amino acids. The transcript is spliced from 6 exons.
UGGUGUGUAACCUGUGUUAUAUAUGGUAAAGAAUAAGGAUUCUCUCCGCGGAAGCAGCUGCGCGUCGGAAAGAAGUCGCCGGCAUUCAGAGUGAAAGCAGUAUCGGUGCCCGAUUCCGACGUCGAAAACCCGGCGCCGGAGAUUAAAGAGGCUAUUAAACCCGUUUAUACCCCCACCCCUUCCAAUCGCCCUCUUCGAACUCCUCACAGCGGAUAUCAUUUGAUGGGACUCGUAGAAAUUUUUUCGAGGGAUGGUUCUUUAAGGUUUCAAUUCCAAAAUGUAGACAGAGUUUCUGUUAUAUGUAUUCUGUUGAGAAUCCUGCAUUCACUAAGCCAUUGAGUGGAAUAGAGGAGGUGCAGUACGGGCGUCAUUUUACAGGAGUUGGAGCUGAAAUUCUUGGUGUGGAUGACAAGUAUAUUUGCCAAUAUACUCCAGAGUCUAAGAACUUUUGGGGUGGUAUGUUCUUCUUUUGCUUUUUAACGGACUAGUUCUCUGUGAUGCUGCUAGUGGUCAAGUAGUCAUUUGAAAAUUUUAAUAAGGGAUUCUACAGGAAUUCAAUAGCCGUGUUUUGGAGGGUUUUCAAGUGACACCGCUUUGGCAUCAAGGAUUUAUUCAUGAUGAUGGAAGCUUGACAGGACGGAUUAUGCAAAAACUGCUCGCUGGGAGUAUAGCACUCGCCUCAUUUAUGGAUGGGGCAAUGUGGGCUCAAAGCAAAAGUCCACGGCUGGCUGGCUGGCUGCAUUCCCUGUAUUUGAACCUCAUUGGCAAAUAUGCAUGGCAGCUGGACUUUCAACAGUUCUCUGCAACUGGAAAGCUGUCACCAGUUAAAGCUUAACUCUAAACUCUAAUGGCGUGUAAUUUGAAAGACAAGCAUUCCCUGACCAAUCGGAGGCCCCUUCCGGGAAGACCUAGUCCCGAUCAUAGCAGCAAUCCUAAUGGAAAUGCCGCGGAAAGAAGUGCAGUUCCCAAUUCAGGUUCAGAAUCUGGUGAUUUGGCCCAGAACCCGAACCCUAAACUAAGUGGCUUCUUUACUGACGAGCAAUUGGAAGAAAUGUUGUUGCGUAAAUUGGAGUUUGCGUGUAAAAAGGUGAUCUCUAAACUUGUUUCUCUAGGGCACGAUGAGAAUGUGGCUUUGAAGGCUGUGCUUAGCAAUGGGUAUUGGCAUGGGGAGAAGGAUGCGUUUGGAAAUAUAUUUCAAAAUUCUUUAUCGUAUUUCGAAGAUGGGAAUAGUGUGCGUUCUGAGAAUCCUGAACAUAAUUUCUCUGAUUUAACGCAGUUGAAGAAAUGCACCGUAGCAGGGAUGGUGUGUUUGUUGCAACAGGUUAAGCCUCAUUUGAGCAAAGGAGAUGCAAUGUUGUGUUUACUGUUGAGUGAGCUUCAUGUUGAGCGUGCUAGUGCUAUAGAAAUUCCCAAUGGGAUUGGUGAUAGUAGUAGUAAUGUAGAGGGCGUUGUGAAUGCUAUGUUUAGUUUCCUUGAUGGCUGUAGAUUUGAGAAUGGUAGGCCUAAUGAGGGUCCUAUGCAUAUCAUAAAUUCUUUGGAGAAUGAGAUUGCGUAUCCAAAGAAGUAUAAUCUUAAUCCUGAGGUGAAGUUUUUGUUGAAAAGGAAUGUGGGAGUCUGUUCUGCUGGACUUAGAGAGAAUACAAAACAUUUAGAGAAUCAGUCGCAGGCUUCCUUAGGCUCUUUGAAGAUUGGAGAUUCUUCGGGAUUAACUGAAACAGGGGGUAACGAAUCCCCAAAUAUUGUGAAUGAUGAUGAUGCUAUUAUCUCAGUUGUAAGUAAGUUUCGUGAUUUGCAUAUUCAGAGCUCAGGGACUGCGUGUAUCCAGAUUGAUCAGAAAGACGAGGCAAUGUUAAGUUUGGAACAUCAAAUAAAGGAUCUUGAGAGGCAAGUAAAGGAGCGUAAGCAAUGGGCAUACGAAAAGGCAAAACAAGCUGCGAUGAAGUUGUUCAAUGACAUUUCAGAACUUGAGAUGCUGAGGAAGGAAAGGGAUGAGAUUCAGCUGCUAAAGAAGGGGAUGCAAGCCAUUGAAGAUAACUCCAUGAAGAAGCUUGGGGAAAUGGAGAAUGAACUCCGUGAAGAAAGUGUUCAAGUGGACCGUGCAAACUCUGCUGUGGAAAAGCUUGAGAAUGAGAAUGCAGAGAUUAGAGCAGAGAUGGAGGCUUCUAGGUUAAGUGCAUCAGAAUCUCAGAAAACCUGUAUGGAGGCCACAAAGAGGGAGAAAAAGUGCCUAAAGAAGCUUUCAGCAAUUGAGAAACUGAAAUCCAAACUUCAGUAUGAUAUUGCAGCUGAGAUACAUAAGAUUUCCGAUUUGCAAAAGCAAUUGGCUCAGGCUGAGGCAGGUCAAAAGGAAGCUGAGGUAAAAUGGAGGCAAGAACAGAAGGCUAAGGAGCAAUCCUUAGCACAAGUGGAAGAAGAACGACGCAAACAUGAAGCAGAUGUGGCUAAUAACAAAAGAAUGCUUGGGGCAAUGCGCUCGAAGAUAGAAAUAGAGUUCCAGAGACGCAAGGACGACCUCCAUCGACUUGAGCGAGAACUUUCACAGGUUAAAGCAACUGAGCAAAAUUCUAGGCAACAUCUUCAAUCCCAUGAUUUAUCAAUGCAAAACUUGAAUGGGGUGAAGUCAGAAGGUGAUAUCAUGCGUGAACUAGACGCACUGGAGGAUUCUGCUGAUGGGGAAACCAUUGACCACGAUAGGAGAUGCAUAAUUUGCUUGAAUCAUGAGGUUUCUGUCGUUUUUCUCCCGUGCGCUCAUCAAGUUCUCUGUGCAAAAUGCAACAAUGUCCAUGGGAAGAAGGGGAAAGCUACAUGUCCCUGCUGCCAGGUUCCAAUUCAACAGAGAAUUUGCGUGUUCGGCACAUCCUCAUAGGAUUGGAGCCUGACAGAGUGUUUCUAUAUGGGCCUGAAUGAAUGGUCAUCCUAAAACUAAAUGCUGGAAGUCAUCAGCUCAUUGUAAGUAUAAAGUAAAAUAAAAUAAAGCAGCCAAACGGUCAAGUAUUUGCUGCAGAACAAUACUUAUGCUUACUAAAAGAGCUCAUCCCUAAGAAACUAAUAAUGAUGGUUGGUGCUGGUGUUGUUCUUGAAAAUGUUACUUUUGAUCUUUUAGUUAUAGAAUUAUAGUGGAUUUAGAUUUUAGACCAUCAAUAUUGGCAUUUCUACUUUUGAUUUAAA